Rhodofomes roseus is the source of this 1961-nucleotide messenger RNA. RefSeq names its product plasma-membrane choline transporter-domain-containing protein. Gene Ontology annotation, biological process: transmembrane transport. Gene Ontology annotation, molecular function: transmembrane transporter activity. The transcript has 17 exons. Gene Ontology annotation, cellular component: plasma membrane. Lineage: Eukaryota; Fungi; Basidiomycota; Agaricomycetes; Polyporales; Fomitopsidaceae. The coding region runs from base 243 to 1763 and encodes 506 amino acids. The record is from RefSeq and is a predicted model, not a curated record.
GGAUGAUGUCACGACGGUGGCACGACGUCCGACACGAUGCCCAGCAGUGGCCAAGGCCAGCGCAUACAUGCCGAACACACAGUGUAACACAUCUGGGAGGCACGCGUUCGCUGUUCGCCUCCCUGCAGCACCCUGCUCGCUCGCGGCCCUCACGACUCUAACCACCAGCCUCCUCUACAUUCUGUUCUGAUCCGCAUAUACUCUGCUGCCAGGUCGUCGCCUGUUCUGCACUAACCACCGCCAUGUCUAACGCCAAGGGAGGACCCUACGUGCCUGGUCCGACACCUAAUUAUGCACCGCAGUAUGCACCUCCUGCUGGCCCUCCGCCCAGUGGCUACGGUGACCAGAAGUCGCCGUAUGAGGGAGAUCGGUUUCGGCCGCGGAAACGGAUCAACGACCCGCUCUUCUUGAUUUUCUUCCUGCUGCAGUUUGCAGGAUUCAUAGCGCUUUCAGGCAUCGCUCUGGGUCAAUGGGUCAAGAAUGGCGGUUUGGGCGGCGGUGUUGGGGGCAGCACGGGGACUGGUGUUACGCUUGACUAUCACACUGUAAUCCUGUUGCUGUUCGUUACCGCUGCAGCACUCGUCCUGUCAACAAUAUACCUUAUCCUCACGCGCUUCUUCACGCGUCUAAUCAUGCACAUCACCCUCAUCCUUGCCAUUGUUUUGAACAUUGGAAUAUGUGUGUACUAUUGGACGACCCACUACUGGUCUGGAGCGAUCAUCUUCACCAUCAUCGCUCUCUUCUCGAUCUUCGCCUACUUUGGGUACCGCGCACGUAUCCCGCUCGCGUCGUUACUCCUGCAAGUAGUCAUGGAUGUAGCGAAGCAUCACUGGAGCGUGUAUACCGUCGCCUUCGUUGCGCUCAUUGUUCAGGCGGCGUGGAGUGUGUGGUAUACAUUCUCAAUCAUCGCCAUCUAUGCGAAGUGGACGCCAGGAAACCCUUCUUGCGGAUCGGGCUCCUCCUGCUCUAGCAGCAAGGUCGCCGGUCUCAUCUUCUACGCGACCUUCUCCUAUCUCUGGACAUCGCAGGUUAUUGGUAACGUGGCUCUGGCCACGCUCGCUGGUGGGCCAUUCGGUUCAUGGUACUACUUCGGCCCUCGAGAGCAGGGCACGAUGCCACGGCACCCUACUUUGUCUUCCUUUGGACGCGCCUCGACGCUCUCCCUGGGCUCUAUCGCGUUCGGCUCGCUCAUUGUGACCCUACUGGAUGUCAUCAGGCUUAUCCUCAAUGCUAUUCGCAACAAUGCCAAUGAGAACGGGCAUCCGGUGGAAGUAUGCCUCGCGUGCUGCGCCGAGUGUAUCGUUGGUUGUAUCGAGGGAUUGGUGCAGUACUUUAACAGAUAUGCAUACAUUGAGAUCGCGUUGUAUGGCAAGCCUUAUAUGCAAGCCGCUCAGAGUGCGUGGCACCUCUUGCGUGACAGGGGUGUCGAUGCGCUCGUCAACGAUUCGCUUGUCGGCAUGACACUCACCUGGGGCGCGUACGCGAUUGGGCUGAUCUGCUCGUUGUUUGCGUAUCUGUACUUGCGCUACACGCAUCCCUCGUAUAAUGAUGACGGGCAGUAUACCGCACCGGUGCUCCUGUUUGCGUUCCUCAUCGGCCUGCAAUGCAUGAUGACGCUCUCGUCAGCCAUCCAAGCAGGCGUGUCGACCAUCUUCGUCGGCCUGGGCGAGGACCCACAAGUGCUAGCGUACCGCGCCCCCGCGCUCUUCAAUCUCAUCGCAGCGACGUAUCCCCAGGUAGUGCAGGGCGUGCCGAGGGUGUAGCGCGGGCCCGGGUGUAGUCUCAUGCCCAUAGCUGGUGGGAGAUAACCGCACAAGAUUCAGACGAUAUUACGAUAGUCAAACUGUACUGUCUAGAUGUGUGCUUUGUGUAUCAUCACUAGUGUAGACCCAUGAUGGACUUGCUCAGACGUAUCUCUACAUCUACUGGCGUAAUAUCGUCUCGGAGUCGCAUGCGUCGAA